AGCGCCUUCCCCUCAUCAGCAUUCUCCUCGCGGGCCCCCCAGCCCCGACCAAUACGGGUUCCCCCUCCCCGGACUCCCCUCCCUCCUCUCUCUCUGCCUGCCUCCCUCCCUUCCUCUCGCCUGCCCUCCUCCCUCCCUCCCUCAUCUCUCUCCCCCCCGCCCCCCUGCGCUCCAGGACCCAGCGCGGGCGGCGGGCGGGCAGGCAGGCGGCGGCCUCGGAGGGGAGAAGGAGAGGUGGCGGCAGCGGGCGGCGGCGGCGGCGGCGGCGGCGGCUAGCAGCAGGGAGGCAGGCUCAGCUGGGGACCCGGAGCCGGCGGCUGCUCCUCGCAGGGGACCAGGAGUCCGUGGCCAGGCCCUCCCUCCGAGGCCCUGCGCCGGGCGCCCCCGGGACACUCCACCCUCCUCCGCCUUCCUCUUCCACCUGCUCUUCUCCAUCCUUCCCUCCCUCCUCCUGCCCUCCUCCCCAUCUCACCACCUCGCCUGCCGCCUUCUCGGCCUCUCCGGGUCUCCCAGCACCCCAUCCUCCCAGCCCCUCCACUCCUCGGCCUUUCCCCGCCCCCAGCAUGCUUUUCCCGUGGGGGCUGAGGGCUUGAGGACUCCAGGCCCUUGCCUCAGCCAGGGCAGGGCCCAGGCUCCAGGGGGGAGGGGGGAAGGGGUGGCCCCCUCCCCCCCACCAAGCCCUCCCCUCCCCUCCCCCACUUCCCCUGAUGGCCGGCUUUCUGGUCUCCACCCAGUCCUCGCCCCCCGUGGCCCCCCCAGGCCGGCCCGGCUAGGGGAGGGGGCGGGGCCCUUUCCUGGGCCGGCUUCCCCCUCCCCCGGCUUGGCCUUGGCCCCCUCCCUUCGUUUUCACCUUCUUCUCCUCCUUUCCUCCCUCUUUCCCCUCCAUUUGCUCCUUCCCCUCUCCUCUCUCCCCUUCUCUCCUCCAUUUUCUCCUUUCCCCUUUCUCCCCUCCUCGGCCCGCCCUCUCCUCUACCACCUGUCCUUCCUCCCUGUUCUUGGGGAGCCCCGUUUUGGAUUAGUUGGGGACCACCGCGGGAGGCGGGGGAGGGGGCCCUGUGGACUGCCCUCUCCCCCCGCCCCAGCCAUACCACCACCCAGCACCAGCGCAUCUUCCUGCGGUCGGUCCUCGCCCUCCGUCCCACCAGGAUCCACCCCGGAUGUCCAGGCCUCUCUCCCCAUGGGAUUGUGGGAACCAGGGACGUCAGUAAGGUGGCAAGUGAGGCCUGGGAUGGGGUUGCCUAGCAACCACCGCAUCCUCUCCAGCCGGUUUCUGUUGCCUGGUGGCGAGUGGGGGCCGCGGCAGCUGCGUCCCCAUGAGGAGGGGAGGAAGAUGCCGGCUGAGCUGCUGCUGCUGCUGAUUGUUGCCUUUGUCAGCCCCAGCUGCCAGGUGCUCUCAUCACUGCGCAUGGCUGCAAUCCUGGACGACCAGACAGUGUGUGGCCGUGGUGAACGUCUGGCCCUGGCCCUGGCCCGGGAGCAGAUCAACGGGAUCAUCGAGGUCCCAGCCAAGGCCCGAGUGGAAGUAGACAUCUUUGAGCUGCAGCGGGACAGCCAGUACGAGACCACGGACACCAUGUGUCAGAUCCUGCCCAAGGGGGUCGUGUCUGUCCUGGGGCCCUCCUCCAGCCCUGCAUCAGCCUCCACCGUGAGCCAUAUCUGUGGGGAGAAGGAGAUCCCCCACAUCAAGGUGGGUCCCGAGGAGACACCGCGCCUGCAGUACCUUCGCUUCGCAUCCGUCAGCCUGUACCCCAGUAACGAGGACGUCAGCCUGGCAGUCUCCCGAAUCCUCAAGUCCUUCAACUAUCCCUCGGCCAGCCUCAUCUGCGCCAAGGCUGAGUGCCUGCUGCGAUUGGAGGAACUGGUGCGUGGCUUCCUCAUCUCCAAGGAGACGCUGUCAGUGAGGAUGCUGGAUGACAGCCGGGACCCCACGCCGCUGCUCAAGGAGAUCCGUGACGACAAGGUGUCCACCAUCAUCAUCGACGCCAAUGCGUCCAUCUCCCACCUCAUCCUCCGUAAGGCCUCGGAGCUGGGAAUGACCUCAGCGUUUUACAAGUACAUCCUCACCACCAUGGACUUCCCCAUCCUGCACCUGGACGGUAUCGUGGAGGACUCCUCCAACAUCCUGGGCUUCUCCAUGUUCAACACCUCGCACCCCUUCUACCCCGAGUUUGUGCGCAGCCUCAACAUGUCUUGGAGGGAGAACUGCGAAGUCAGCACUUACCCGGGCCCCGCGCUGUCGGCUGCCCUGAUGUUUGACGCCGUGCACGUGGUGGUGAGCGCCGUCCGGGAGCUGAAUCGCAGCCAGGAGAUUGGCGUGAAGCCGCUGGCCUGUACGUCAGCCAAUAUUUGGCCCCACGGGACCAGCCUCAUGAACUACUUGCGCAUGGUAGAGUAUGAUGGGCUGACUGGGCGAGUCGAGUUCAACAGCAAAGGGCAGAGGACCAACUACACCCUGCGCAUCCUAGAGAAGUCCCGGCACGGCCACCGAGAGAUUGGGGUAUGGUACUCUAACCGGACCCUGGCCAUGAAUGCCACCACCCUGGACAUCAACCUGUCGCAGACACUGGCCAACAAGACACUGGUGGUCACAACCAUCCUGGAGAACCCGUACGUCAUGCGCCGGCCCAACUUCCAGGCCCUGUCAGGGAAUGAGCGCUUUGAGGGCUUCUGUGUGGACAUGCUGCGGGAGCUGGCUGAGCUGCUGCGCUUCCGAUACCGCCUGCGGUUGGUGGAGGACGGGCUGUAUGGGGCACCCGAGCCCAAUGGCUCCUGGACGGGCAUGGUCGGCGAGCUCAUCAACCGGCAGAAGGCAGACCUGGCUGUGGCUGCAUUCACCAUCACGGCCGAGCGGGAGAAGGUCAUCGACUUCUCCAAACCCUUCAUGACCUUGGGGAUCAGCAUCCUCUACCGAGUGCACAUGGGCCGCAAGCCUGGCUACUUCUCCUUCCUGGACCCCUUCUCCCCUGCUGUGUGGCUCUUCAUGCUGCUCGCCUACCUGGCCGUCAGCUGCAUCCUGUUCCUGGCUGCCAGGCUGAGCCCCUACGAGUGGUAUAACCCACACCCAUGCCUGCGGGCGCGCCCCCACAUCCUGGAGAACCAGUACACACUGGGCAACAGCCUUUGGUUCCCCGUGGGGGGCUUCAUGCAGCAGGGCUCGGAGAUCAUGCCCCGGGCGCUGUCCACGCGCUGCGUCAGCGGAGUCUGGUGGGCCUUUACCUUGAUCAUCAUCUCCUCCUACACGGCCAACCUGGCCGCCUUCCUCACCGUGCAGCGCAUGGAGGUGCCUGUGGAGUCAGCUGACGACCUGGCAGACCAGACCAACAUUGAGUACGGCACCAUCCACGCUGGCUCCACCAUGACCUUCUUCCAGAAUUCACGGUAUCAGACGUACCAGCGUAUGUGGAACUACAUGCAGUCAAAGCAGCCCAGUGUGUUCGUCAAGAGCACAGAGGAGGGCAUCGCCCGUGUCCUCAACUCCCGCUACGCCUUCCUGCUUGAGUCCACCAUGAAUGAGUACCACCGGCGCCUCAACUGCAACCUCACCCAGAUCGGGGGCCUCCUCGACACCAAGGGCUACGGCAUCGGCAUGCCGCUGGGCUCCCCGUUCCGGGAUGAGAUCACGCUGGCCAUCCUGCAGCUUCAGGAGAACAACCGGCUGGAGAUCCUGAAGCGCAAGUGGUGGGAGGGGAGCCGGUGCCCCAAGGAGGAGGACCAUCGAGCUAAAGGUUUGGGCAUGGAGAACAUCGGCGGCAUUUUUGUCGUGCUCAUCUGUGGCCUCAUCAUUGCUGUCUUCGUGGCAGUCAUGGAAUUCAUAUGGUCCACGCGGAGGUCGGCAGAGUCUGAAGAGGUGUCGGUGUGCCAGGAGAUGCUGCAGGAGCUGCGGCACGCGGUGUCCUGCCGCAAGACGUCGCGUUCCCGCCGGCGCCGGCGCCCGGGCGGCCCGAGUCGGGCCCUGCUGUCGCUGCGCGCCGUCCGCGAGAUGCGCCUCAGCAACGGCAAGCUCUACUCGGCCGGCGCAGGCGGGGAUGCGGGCGGCGCGCACGGGGGCCCCCAGCGCCUCCUGGACGACCCGGGGCCGCCCGGCGGGGCCCGGCCUCCGGCGCCCACCCCCUGCACCCACGUGCGCGUCUGCCAGGAGUGCCGGCGCAUCCAGGCGCUGCGGGCCUCCGGGGCCGGCGCGCCCCCGCGUGGCCUGGGCGUCCCCGCCGAGGCCACCAGCCCGCCCCGGCCGCGGCCCGGCCCCUCCGGCCCCCGCGAGCUGGCCGAGCACGAGUGACCACGGGCGGGGCCGGGCGGGCGCCCGGACUGACCGCAGGGACGGGGCCCACCCCAGGUCCCGGCCGCCCCCGCUUCCCCAGCGGGCGAGGGACAGGACUUGUGCCCCGGCGCGCCGGACGCCGCGUUUUUGCUUUCGGUUCCCGGUGAAGUCCGAGGUCCGGCUCCGGAGCCUGCCUGCGGGCCCUAGUGUACUUGCCGGAGGGUGCCGCGGACGCCGCGCUCCGCUCCCGACUGCGG
Messenger RNA from Diceros bicornis minor, 4515 nucleotides. RefSeq names its product glutamate ionotropic receptor kainate type subunit 5 (gene GRIK5). The transcript has 21 exons. Lineage: Eukaryota; Metazoa; Chordata; Mammalia; Perissodactyla; Rhinocerotidae. Gene Ontology annotation, cellular component: kainate selective glutamate receptor complex; presynaptic membrane; plasma membrane. Gene Ontology annotation, molecular function: transmitter-gated monoatomic ion channel activity involved in regulation of postsynaptic membrane potential; kainate selective glutamate receptor activity. Bases 1178 to 4276 code for a protein of 1032 amino acids. Gene Ontology annotation, biological process: modulation of chemical synaptic transmission; synaptic transmission, glutamatergic; monoatomic ion transport. The record is from RefSeq and is a predicted model, not a curated record.